UCAUGUUUUCGAAUGAAUGUCUGCAUAUUUGAAAGAAGCUGGCUGUCUAAAUAUUUCCAAAUGACAGUUUUUGGAAACGAGAGGGAGAAGAAAAUACCUUGUUGAUACGAUUUCUGAGGUCUACCUCAGAGGAAAUUUGGUAGCCUAGGCUACUCCAAGGACAAUGACCAUCGCUAUGCAGCGUGCGCCAGCGGGAGGGGAAUCCCCGCCAGACAACCACCAACAGCCUCCCCUGCAACCCGGUCAGCCCACAGCUCAGCCCAACCCACAGGGACAACAACAACAGCAGCAGCAGCAACAGCAGCAGUUACCGGGUGCUCAGAACCCUCCUGCUGAGGGCACUGUCCAGGUACCCGUGGGUCAGGCGGCAGAGGCGGGGCAGGGGGACGGCAGUAUAGACAUGAGUGAUGACCAGGAACCAGACUUCCCCCACGCCGAGCUGGCCAAGCUGGACGAGAUGAUCAACCGACCGCGCUGGGUCGUGCCCGUGUUGCCCAAAGGAGAGCUGGAAGUGCUACUGGAAGCUGCUAUAGACCUCAGCAAGAGAGAAUUGGACACAAGGAGUGAAGCAUGCCAGAGAUUUUUCAGAGAAGGUUUGACCACAUCAUUUACCAAAGUGCUGACAGAUGAAGCAGUCAAUGGCUGGAAGUAUGAUAUCCAUAAAUACAUUUUACGCAACGCUGAGAAGCUGGUAGAGCUUUGUGUAGCUAAGCUGGCUUACGACUGGUUUCCCUUGUUAGAGUUAUUGGCCAUGGUAUUCAAUCCACAGUGCAAGUUCCAUGUGUACAAUGGCACCCGACCCUCGGAGACUGUCCCUGCCAACUCCCAGCUGGCUGAUGAUGAACUGUUUGCCAGACCCCCAGAUCACAGAACCCCACGGGGUUGGUUGGUAGAUCUUGUGAAUCGGUUUGGAGACUUGGAUGGUUUUCAGAUAUUGCUGGACAGGUUCCUUCAGGGCCCACAACUCUCUGUUCCAGUCAUAGCUGCUCUUAUCAAGCCAUUUGGACAGUGUGCUGAAGUUCUAACGCCUCAUACCAUACAGAAAUACUUCAUGCCUAUCGUGGAAAUUGUACCAGAGUUUUUAGAUUCUUUGACUGAUGAGGAGCUGAAGAAAGAGUCGAAAACGGAAGCGAAGAAUGAUGCCCUGUCAAGUAUUGUGAAGGCCUUGAAACAGCUGGUAGCCAGGGUUCCGAACCAGGAGGAGACUGUGAAAAGUUUGGAGAUCUUCCGCCUCAAAAUGAUCCUAAGGCUUCUACAAAUUUCCUCUUUCAAUGGCAAGAUGAAUGCCCUGAAUGAGGUGAACAAGGUAAUAGCCAACGUCUCAUUCCACGCCAGUAGACAGAUUGAGGAAGAUGAGUGGUUGACAGCUGUUAAAAUGGCGGAGUGGAUCCAGGAAAACAAUGUGCUGUCGAUCGUGUUGCGAGACAGCCUGCACCAGCCUCAGUAUGUGGAGAAGUUAGAGAAGAUUCUCAGGUUUAUGAUCAAAGAGAAAGCUCUCAGUCUACAGGAUCUGGAUAAACUAUGGGAAGCUCAGUCUGGCAAACAUGAAGCCAUUGUGAAGAAUGUUCAUGACUUGUUAGCAAAGUUAGCCUGGGACUUUUCCCCAGAGCAGCUUGAUCAUCUCUUUGACUGUUUCCAGGGAAGUUGGGCAAAUGCAAGUAAAAAACAGAGGGAGAAACUGUUGGAGCUGAUCAGGAGACUUGCAGAGGAUGACAAGGAAGGCAUUAUGGCACACAAGGUGUUGGGCUUAUUAUGGAACUUGGCCCACAGUGAGGACGUACCCACAGAUAUCAUGGAUCAGGCCCUCAGUGCUCAUAUCAAGAUUUUAGAUUACAGUUGUUCUCAGGAUCGAGAUGCUCAGAAAAUCCAGUGGAUAAACAAGUUUGUGGAAGAACUGAAGAAUGACAAAUGGGUUCUACCAUCUCUAAAACAGAUUAGAGAGAUCUGUCAAUUGUUUCAAGAGGCCCCUCAGAACUUCCCACACACCCAGAGGACUCCCCAUGUGGUGUAUAGAAAUCAUGUAAUAAGUCAGCUUCAGUCUCAGCAUGCAAUUGUCAUGCUGGUGGCACAGAAUUUGGCUGGUUACAUGAACAAAGCCAGGAUCUUUGCCAAAGAUCAUGUGGACUCGGAGCCCAACAACAUUUUACCUGACGGCAGGUUUAACCAUGUUCAGCAGGUGCAGGAGCGACUGCGCUUCCUCAGGUUCUUGUUAAAAGAUGGUCAGUUGUGGCUAUGUGAACCUCAGGCCAGACAGAUAUGGAAUUGCCUGGCUGAAAAUGCUAUCUACAUCACAGAUAGAGAAUCGUGUUUUAAAUGGUUUGCAAAGCUCAUGGGAGAAGAGCCAGAUUUGGAUCCAGAAAUCACUAAGGACUUUUUUGAAAGCAACAUCCUUCAGCUAGAUCCGUCACUUUUGACUGAAAAUGGCAUGAACUGCUUUGAGAGGUUUUUCCGACAUGUAAAUGUCAAGGAAUCCAAGCUGACAACAAAAAGGCGUGGAGGACAUGUGAUGAAUGAUUUGGAGCUGAUUGGCAUGGAGUAUUUAUGGAGGGUUGUGUUGUGGAGUCCAGAUGAAGUAUCAGGGAAGGCCAUAGCAUUACUGAAAGACACUUAUACUAAUCUGGGUCCAAGAUUGCAAUCUAGUCAGGUUGAUAUCCAUGAGGAUUUUAUUGGCACUUGUGUGGAUCGAUUAAAAGCCUCAUACGACACAAUCAGCAUCCUGGACAAGGAAAAAGACAGUACAAACCGUGUGAUGCAGGAGGCGACUAGGAUGGUGCGCGUGAUCACCGUCCUGAAGGAGUAUGUCGCUGAGUGUGAUGACGCGUAUGGUGAGGAGAGGUCCAUCCUGCCACUGAGCAGGGCUUGUCGUGGUAAGCUGGUCACGCUCAUUGUGCGGUUCCCAAGUCAAGGAAGACAACUGGAGGAUCUGGACGUCUGGUCACAUACAAAUGACACUAUCGGUUCUGUCCGAAGACAGAUUCUACAUCGGGUCAAAGCCAACAAUGUUAACAUCAAAGUAGAUCUCUACAUCAAUGGAGAGCUGUUAGAUCCAAGCGAAGAUAAAAGACUUAUAUUACAGAUGCAGCUGAGGGAUAAAACGAUGAUCACAGCCAAAUUGGUGCAGGUGGGCAGUAACAUGCCAUCUAGUCCAGACAGUAGCUCUGACAGCUCAGCAGGGUCCCCUCACAAUGCCUACGAUGGACCGAAUAGCGAAGCUGAGAGUUCUCUGCCUGGAGUGCUGAUGUCUAUGAAUCAACGGUAUGCCCAGUUUCUGUUUCAACUGUCUGACUUGGGCUGUCGUCUGUUGUUGCCAAAGCUCCGUGAUACAGCCCGACAGCUGCUCAAGUUGAUGCCUGCAGACAAGAACAUUGUGGACAAAUUACGCAACAUCUGCUCAGAAUCCCUCAAGUCUGAUUCCAGCUCAACAACAUUAGAAAGUCUCUUCUUUGGUCCAUCACCUACACAAGUUCUGUACACAUUAGAGGUGUCGUACAGUAUGUUAAUGCCGGCCCAAGACCCACUGUCAGAUGAUGCCUUCGACUUUCAGUAUAACUUUGUUCGAGCAGGAGGGAUUUCGCUAGCCCUGAACAUGUUGACAAAGAACAACUUUUUACCAACAGCAGACUUGCCUACAAGACGAACUGCCUAUGUGACCGUGUUAAAGAUCUGCAAACUCAUGCUGACGACAGUGGGGCAUGCUAAGGUACAAGUGGUGGCUGAGGCGUGUCAUGCGGAUUCCCAGGGUCCACCCAUCACAGCGUUUGAGCACAAUCACGCAGUGAUCCUCCAGCAGGCUCUACACAGCAUCCCUAACCCUAGCGCUGAGUUCACAACAAGAAACGUGGCCAUGAGGCUGGGACAGCAGCUCGGAGAUCAGGCUACAGGUGUAGUGCCUAACCUGGACACAGUUAAGGCUGUACAGAAGAUAGCCUGGUCAGCCAGCAGUGGCUCUCUACAUCUGGUCCAUGCCUCUAAUGAGGAUAUUCACAAAGCAUUUGAAAAGGUCAAGCAAACCCAGGAGGGUGAGGACAUGUCAGUGGCCAGAGAAGCCAUGGAGGUACUGACCAUCUGCUUAGCCCUCUGCCCUUCAGCCCUAGAAGCCCUCAACAACAACAACAAGGCCUGGCAGUGCUUCAUAGUCGACUUGCUCCUACUCUGUAAAAAUAGAAUGGUGAGAAUGGCUGCCACAGAACAGUUUUUCCUUGUGGCCACCAAGUGUAGUUCUGGAGACAGACCUCUUAUCUUCUUUAUCCUUCUUCUCUUUACCGUUUUAACGAAUACAGCUGUAGAAAAUCCAAAGCAAUCCCAGGAGUAUUUUCAGCUUCUGUGUAGGUUAUUAAAUUAUGCUUGUGCCAGUGAAACCCGGCUUCCCAAUGCUGAGGUUCUCCUCAACAAUGAGAUCACAUGGUUGAAGAAAAUCAGGGAUCAGGUGCUGACAUCAAGUGAUAACCAGAUUGAGGAGGCCAUCCUGGAGGGACAUCUGGGCCUUACUCGAGAACUGCUAUCAUUCCAGUCCUCAGAGAAAAAGUUCCACAACGGAUCGGAGAAAGGGGGUGCAAAUCUGAUCAAGGAGCUAGUAGAGGACUUCAUAUUUCCGGCAUCAAAGAUUGUUCUUCAGUGCCGCAAAUUGAAUGGGGAGUUGCCUUCUGAGAACGCUGUUCCAGUGUGUGCGACUCCUAUGACUGUGAUAGCUGCCUUUGACCUCCUGGUCUCCCUGUGUACGGGCUGUGUGCAAAACCUGAAGUGUCUGGCUAACAUGCUGAUAGACAUGUACUACAGAGAUGAGUCUCCGCUAACAGAGUGGGAGUACCUUCCCCCAAUUGGUCCUCGCCCGUACAGAGGGUUUGUGGGGCUGAAGAACGCAGGAGCCACGUGUUACAUGAACUCAGUCUUACAACAGUUGUUCAUGAUUGAACCUAUCCGUAUUGGGAUACUAGCCGUGGACGGGGCGGCCGAUGACAUCGAGGAGGACUACAUUGAUGAUAAAGCCGAGAAUGAGAUCAAUGUGGACCUGGGUGAAGAGGAGAGAAAAGAUGAAGAAAAGCCUGUGAUAUCCAAAGUGGAGGAGAGGAAAGAUUAUAACAUGGGAGUGCUCAAACAGAUACAAGUCAUCUUUGGUCACCUGGCCAACAGCAAACUACAGUACCAUGUGCCCAGGGGCUUCUGGAAACAUUUCAAAUUAUGGGGAGAGCCUGUAAAUUUACGAGAACAGCAUGAUGCCCUGGAAUUCUUCAACAGCCUGGUGGACAGCCUGGAUGAAGCUCUUAAAGCACUAGGCCAGCCCACCAUUCUGUCUAAAGUUUUAGGAGGAUCAUUUGCUGACCAGAAAAUCUGUAAAGAUUGUCCCCAUAGGUAUCAGAGAGAGGAGUCGUUCACGACUCUGAAUGUUGACAUCCGUAACCAUCAGAAUCUCCUGGAGUCACUGGAGCAGUACGUCAAGGGAGACCUGCUGGAAGGGGCGAAUGCUUACUACUGUGAGAAGUGUGACAAGAAGGUUGAUACUGUGAAGAGAUUAGUGAUAAAGAAACUUCCCAAAAUAAUGGCCAUUCAGCUGAAGAGAUUUGACUACGAUUGGGAAAGAGAAUGUGCAAUCAAGUUUAACGACUACUUUGAGUUCCCUCGGGAAUUUGAUAUGGAGCCAUAUACAGUGCAUGGACUUGCCAAAAUAGAGGGGGAGAUAAUCGACGAUGACGUGAAUGUAAAGUGCACAAGCACAAAGUUCCGAUUGACGGGUGUCGUGGUUCACAGCGGGCAGGCCAGUGGCGGACAUUACUACUCAUACAUCUUACACAAACCACCAGGAGAGCCUGUGGCUAAAUGGCAGAAGUUUGAUGAUGGAGAGGUGACAGAGUGCAAGAUGGAUGACGAGGAGGAGAUGAAAAACCAGUGCUUUGGCGGGGAGUAUGUAGGGGAAGUGUUUGACCACAUGUUAAAGAGGAUGUCCUACCGGCGCCAGAAGAGGUGGUGGAAUGCAUACAUCCUGUUUUAUGAGAGGAUAGAUGAAGAAGACCCUGUGGAGGAUGUGAAUAAGGCUGUACAGGAUCUUUCCAUAGUGCCAAAAAGCAGCAGUCUCAAAAUGCCAUGUACGAUCGAGAGAUGUGUGAGGAAACAGAACAUACUGUUCAUGCAUGACAAGAACCAGUUUUCUGUGGAGUAUUUUCAGUUCAUGAGGAAGUUGUUGUUGUGCAACGCCCAGUAUGUCAGCUUGCAGAGCGCACAGGAUAAACUGUCUGUGGAAGCAGAAGACCUGGCUAUGAUUAGCGUCCAGCUGGGCUCAAAAUUCCUGUUCAAUGUGGGAUUUCACACAAAGAAAACCUUAAGAGGCCCAGCCAACGAGUGGUACGACGCCCUCAGUAUCCACCUCCGCUACAGCAAGACAGUGCGCAGCUGGUUUGCCCACAAUGUUCUGUUUGAGCCUCCAGGGAGGUUUGGAGAGUACCUGUUGGAGUGUCCCAGCUCAGAGGUCAGAAGUGCCUUUGCUAAGAUGAUCGUGUUCGUGGCCCACUUCUCCCUGCCGGAUGGUCAGUGUCCACCUCCCCUCAUCUCAGCAGGUCAAAGCACCGAAUCUAGUGCCACCCUCUCUGAUCAUUUGCUACUGGCUGUGCUGAAUCUGCUAAAGAAGGAAGUCUCGGAGCAUGGCCGGCAUCUGCAGCAGUAUUUCCACCUCUUCCUGAUGUAUGCCAGUCUCGGCGUGGCAGAGAAAGUGGAACUCCUGAAGUUAAAUGUGCCGCACAUGUUCAUGUUGGUGGCGCUAGACGAGGGACCUGGUCCACCAAUCAAAUACCAGUAUGCAGAGCUCAACAAGCUGUACUCAGUUGUCUCCCUUCUCGUGCGUUGCUGUGAUGUGUCCUCACGUUGUCGGUCGUCUGUAAACGGCCAACCUCCGAUGCCCAACCCCCACGGUGACCAACAGUGUACUCAGUACCUGAUGCCCAUACAGAGCCAAGUGGCAGAAAUCCUCUUUAGCAGAACCAGCUAUGUGAAGAAGUUGAUAGAAGACUGUAACAACUCUGAAGACACCACCAAGUUGUUACGGUUCUGCAGUUGGGAAAAUCCCCAUUUCUCCUCGACAGUGUUGAGUGAACUCUUAUGGCAGGUGGCGUAUUCAUACACCUACGAGCUGAGGCCCUACCUGGACCUGUUGUUACAAAUGCUGCUAUUGGACGACUCCUGGCAGAAUCAUAGGAUACACAACGCUCUCAAAGGAAUCCCUGAUGACAGAGAUGGACUGUUUGACACUAUCCAGAGGUCAAAAAACCACUACCAGAAACGAGCAUACCAGUGUAUUAAGAUGAUGGUGACCUUGUUUACACACUGUAUACCAGCAGCCCAAAUGUUACAGACCAACGGAGAUCUGAAGAGGAAGUGGACCUGGGCCGUGGAGUGGCUCAAUGAUGAGUUGGAGAGGAGACAGUACCCAGGUAACACCCAGUACACUUACAACAACUGGUCACCCCCGGCCCAGUCCAAUGAGACGUCAAAUGGGUAUUUCCUGGAAAGGUCACACAGUGCUAAGAUGACGCUCACCAAAGCUUAUGAGCUCUGCCCAGAAGAGGAGGCUGAGGACGGAGAGUUGACAGAUGAACAGGACAGCAGUCCGCAGCCCGAGGACAGCGUCCCUGGCUACAGCCAAUCACCUUCCUCCUCCUCACAGAACGGUCAGCCACGCAACAGUGGGGGCGGAGGAGGCGGUGGUGGUAGUAGUAGUGGCGGCAGCGGUGGUGGCAGUGGGCAGGUCCAGAACAAUCAGGUGACCAUGCCAGCUACUCACCAGCCAGUCCAGCCAACCAAUCAGAUCAACAACCAGCUGAACCAGGCGGAGCCCAAGUCACGCCUCGAGCUGCUCCAGCCGCAGAACUCUCCACCUCUGGAUACAGACACCUGCGAAGAGGAGAGCAGCAACAAGGGAACUAACUCUGACUGAACUUGUGCAGCAUAGUCAGUCCUGCUUUUUUCCUGAGUUAGUGAUCUACCUGUUACACUGGCUGUCUGUCUGUGACUGCUUUAUAAGACGCCUACCCACCCACACCCCCCCCCCCCCAUCCCCUCUCAGCUUUGCUCAUUUUAUCUGCCACGCUUCAAACUCUCUUUCUCUGAGCUGUAUAUACAGAAGCACUCUUCUCUCGCCUUUUUUUCUAACUGAUUUACUGACCGAAUUCUUGUUAAUUACACAUACAUGUGUGCACGUGUUUUGCCCUGGUAUCAUAUGUGGCAUUAUCUGAUUACAGAGCCAUCCACCCAGAACCCUGUAUAUAUGUGUGCGUCAAAAAAGGAUUUUAUCCUGUGUGCACGCUCUAGUAAUAGUGUAGUGUAUUGUUUUCUUUUGUAAAUAUGAAAUCAGUGCUGAUGAUUAGCUUUUUCCCAUGUUUGCAUAUGUUGCCUGGACUUUAGUUUGGGGCUGCCAGCUGUGAUAAUUUUAUUUUAUAUCAUAACAUUGGGCUGUUUGGAUUUGUUACUCUUGCUCCGCUGAGCAAGCUGCUUACUUGUAGCUUGGGUGUUCUUACGUCUAUGUUUGUGUACUGUCAUUAAAUGUCACUGAGUGAUAUCCCUCUGCGCAAUGCUUGUGUUGAAGUGCCCUGAUUUUGUCUCGCGCUUCUCACGUAAAACAUUGCAUAUUAUUGUCUAAAGAAACACAACUGUGUUUGGUUACUCGAUAUGGCUGGCAUUAUGCAAAAAGUAUUCACUAAAUACUGAAUGAGGAACUAACAGGUACAUGAAACACCAUGGGAAAUAGACCUGGCGUCUGAAAAUCGUUGGAGGAAGUGUCAGUUGAAUGGCGAAUGGCGAACUCGUUACAACCACUAAACAACUUUGGGCGAUGUGCUCUAACUUGUUUCAGACGCCAAAAGAUUGAGUGCAAACACAAAAAGAUGAUGUACAACAUGCUGCACUAUUACAGAAUGC
This is a messenger RNA of Liolophura sinensis, 8901 nucleotides long. Its product is annotated as probable ubiquitin carboxyl-terminal hydrolase FAF-X. Gene Ontology annotation, cellular component: nucleus; cytosol. NCBI's taxonomy places the organism in Eukaryota, Metazoa, Mollusca, Polyplacophora, Chitonida, Chitonidae. Gene Ontology annotation, molecular function: cysteine-type deubiquitinase activity. The record is from RefSeq and is a predicted model, not a curated record. Gene Ontology annotation, biological process: cell migration; protein deubiquitination.